GGAAACCUUGAAAUUCUUCUUCGCCGGAAAACAGAACAAAGAAUGAUGAAUCUUCACGACGAUGAAUCUCUGAAGCAAGAAGUCAUCUACCUUCACUCCCUCUGGCACCAAGGUCCUCCGACCCGAAACCCAAUCCCUAGCCCUAAUUUCAACCCGAUUCAACGACCCAGGUCGAAUUACAUCCCGCCGGCGGAUUUGCAACUUCUCUCUCGCUAUGGAGCUGUUACUCCACAGAUCAUAUCCAGAAACCCUAACAAUCCUCAAAAUCUAUACAAUAACAAGCGUCCGAGGUCCGAUUCGGGUCGAGAAUGGCCCGUCAACGAUGUGCUUCAGUCUCCUCCUACGGGAUCUGGAUGGCCUGAAUACAGGCCGUGUAAAAAGGCGCGUCCUGUUUCGGCGGAGGAGAAAGAGAAAUUGGCUGCGAAUAUGCUUCAGAGAGAUAUCCAUCGCACCUGUCGCGAGUUUUUCGGUAGAAAAUCCGGUGAAGAAGAUAGCUCAGUCGCUGGAGGAGAUGACUCUGAAAUCGAUGAAGGAGACGAUGAUCAGUCUACGGAGAAAGAAGAAUCUUCUUCCAAGGAGUUCCAGUUUCUAUCGAGAGUGUUUGAAGAGAAUGUGAAGCUCAAGGAUUACUAUGAGAAGAACACUGGGAAUGGAGAGUUUUGGUGUUUGGUUUGUGGUGGCACUGGAGAGAAAAGUUGUAGGAAAUUUAAGAGCUGUUUAGCUUUAAUUCAGCAUUCACUUGCGAUUCACAAGACGGAUUUGAAAACUCAUCAUAGAGCUCUUGCACAAGUUGUCUGCAAUGUUCUUGGCUGGGACGUUAACAAUCCAGUUGUUUCUAGCCAAAAAGACGCUCAGACGGUUGUGGAAGGUGCAUCUGAGCCGCCUUCAGACUCGAAGAUUCCUCAGGAGAAACAACAGGUCAUGUCGGUUGAAGAACACGCAAAGGCUGCUGUGUUACAAAUGCAACAGAAUGCAUCAGAAGGUUUGAAAGACAUUUUCACCAAGGAUGGUACUGGUUCAGUUGAUGAAAUUGCGGAGAACGGUGAUGAGAAUUUGUCUGAGGAGUUGGAGUUAAUAUCUAGAGUCUUCUCAGAGAAUGUUGAGCUCAAGAGUUACUAUGAGAAAAACUAUGAAGGUGGAGCCUUUAUCUGUCUGGUGUGUUGUGCUGCGACUGAUACGAAGAUGAUAAAAAGAUUCAAACACUGCUAUGGAGUUGUUCAACAUUGUACUAAAGUACCGAAAAUGAAAAUACGAGCUCACAAGACUUUUGCUCGUUUUGUCUGUGAACUACUUGGCUGGGAUUUUGAGCUUCUACCACGUAGAGUAAUGAAAGGCGUUGCUUCUCUUGCUAUAUCUAAUGCUAAUGAGAACAAUGAGAACCCAUCAUCUGUGGUCGAGGAACACAUGUGCGAAGAUAAAGCUGAUAACCCACAGGACAACAAUGAGGCUGAUGCAUGCGUCGUCAGUCUGGAAAAUCAGAUCAAAAUGGGGAAAAAAGAAGGUUCAAAGAUGAACAUCGCCAUUAUACAUCCAGAUCUUGGAAUAGGCGGAGCAGAGAGAUUGAUUGUUGAUGCGGCCGUUGAGCUUGCGUCGCAUGGUCAUAAAGUUCAUGUCUUCACCUCUCACCACGACAAAUCCAGAUGCUUCGAGGAAACUCUUUCUGGUAUCUUUCAAGUUACGGUGUAUGGAUCUUUCCUGCCACGCCAUAUUUUCUACAGACUACACGCAGUGUGUGCAUAUUUUCGGUGCUUGUUUGUUGCUCUCUGUGUUCUUUUGGGUUGGUCUUCAUUCGAUGUUAUACUAGCAGACCAGGUUUCAGUCGUAGUCCCAUUGCUGAAACUCAAAAGGUCAUCUAAGGUUGUUUUCUACUGCCAUUUCCCGGAUCUCUUGCUAGCUAAGCAUACAACAGCACUUAGACGGAUGUAUCGGAAACCCAUUGAUUUCAUCGAAGAACAAACCACAGGGAUGGCUGAUAUGAUCCUUGUUAACAGUAACUUCACGGCAUCAACAUUUGCCAAUACAUUUCAAAGGCUAAAUGCACAAGGAAAUCGCCCAGCUGUACUUUACCCAGCAGUCAAUAUCGACCAGUUCAAUGAACCCCAUACUUAUAAGUUGAAUUUCCUCUCCAUAAACCGCUUUGAGAGGAAAAAGAACAUCAAUCUAGCCGUUUCAGCUUUUGCUAUGCUAUGCAAACAUAAGCAAAAUCUGAGAGAUGUUACCCUUACCGUUGCAGGCAAGUGUGGAUAUGACGAGCGAUUGAAGGAGAAUGUAGAGUACUUGGAGGAGCUCAGAAGUUUAGCCGAGAAAGAAGGAGUUUUUAAUCGAGUUAACUUUAUCACAUCUUGUUCAACUGCUGAAAGAAAUGAACUUCUCUCAAGCUGCUUGUGCGUUCUCUACACGCCUACGGAUGAACAUUUUGGUAUUGUUCCGUUAGAAGCAAUGGCUGCAUACAAACCGGUGAUAGCAUGCAACAGCGGUGGCCCCGUGGAGACGGUAAAGAAUGGAGUAACAGGCUAUCUUUGUGAACCGACUCCAGAAGAUUUCAGUUCGGCGAUGGCUAGAUUCAUUGAGAAUCCUGAGUUGGCGAAUAGAAUGGGAGCUGAAGCCAGGAAUCAUGUCGUUGAAUCAUUCUCUGUGAAGACGUUUGGACAGAAGUUGAAUCAGUAUCUCGUUGAUGUCGUAUCAAGUCCUAAAGAAGAUUGAGAUUCCUCUGUUUAGCGAUCAUAGAUCGUUCGUUAAACAGCAUACUUUAGGCUUAGGUCUGAAACUACAGGAGCUUUAUUGUUGGAUCAAUCAUGUUGAACUUGAAGAUUGGUUAAGUUUAGGUUGACAGUUUUGUUUUCGGUUUGGGUUUGAGGAUAAAUUUGAGGAAAUAAAAUCGAAUCAGUAAA
Arabidopsis arenosa is the source of this 2891-nucleotide messenger RNA. NCBI's taxonomy places the organism in Eukaryota, Viridiplantae, Streptophyta, Magnoliopsida, Brassicales, Brassicaceae. The record is from the annotation of a GenBank genome assembly.